This is a messenger RNA of Solenopsis invicta (red fire ant), 5040 nucleotides long. RefSeq lists its product as uncharacterized. Bases 1 to 5040 code for a protein of 1679 amino acids. Gene Ontology annotation, biological process: DNA integration. NCBI's taxonomy places the organism in Eukaryota, Metazoa, Arthropoda, Insecta, Hymenoptera, Formicidae. The transcript has 4 exons. Gene Ontology annotation, molecular function: nucleic acid binding. The record is from RefSeq and is a predicted model, not a curated record.
AUGGACGAACGCCUACUCGAUCCGAAUCGCCAACCAGGCCGAAGGCUCAGUAAUCAGAAGCUAAGAGCGACGCGCCCACGGUACAACGUUAUCAUUCCGAAAAGGUCACGAUUCGUGCAAGCCAAGUGCGACCAGAACAUCCAAGUUAGCGGCAGAGCAGACGGCGAGGUCGCAGCGUUCGCGGAGAAGCAAAUCCUCAACAAGCGAGCACAUCGCGGGACGAUCGAGCCAUAUCAGCCGAAGAGUCGAGCGUGGAAUCUUGAGCACCGACCACGUCAAUACAAAUCACAAAUAACGAAUCUCACGAAUCUCCUGGACAAGGGUGCGGUAGAUAACGCGGCAUUGAAACUACGAAUCGCUCGUUUAACCGAUGUAUAUCACUCGUUCGAAGAUCAGAAUCUCGAGCUCGAGGUAUUGGAUCCGAACGAUAACCAUCAAGAAGAAUUUUUAAGUUUACAAACCCGUUUUUUCGAUCUCGCGGGCAGAAUCGAGAGCAUCUUGAACGUCAGGAACGCGUCGGAUCCCAGCACGUCGAGUAACGCAUCACAGAGCGACGCCGCGGAUUCCGUAACCGCCGUGAAAAAACGGCGGAUCAAAUUACCUGAGGCGCCGCUGCCUACCUUUGACGGCAAAUUUGAAAGUUGGCUAUCAUUCAAAAAUGCUUUUCGUAGUAUGAUCGGCGAUCAGAACGAUCUAACAGACAUCGAUAAAUUACACUAUUUAAGAUCGGCAUUAAAGGGAGAAGCCGCGAAUAAAAUAAAAAUCCUCGAAAUAGACGGAAUAAGUUACGCGAAGGCAUGGGAACUAUUAGAGCGCUCUUAUGAAGUUAAGCGAAUUUUGGUCCAUCGGCACAUUUCGUGCAUCGUAAAUUUACCCGCAUUAGAUAAAGAGAGCACAGCCGGCUUAACUAAAUUGGCCGAUGACACUCAACAACAUCUCGCUUCGCUAGCCGCGUUAGGAGCGUCGGUCGGAACCGACAUGAUCGUUUACCACCUUGAGAGUAAAUUGCCGAAAGGUGUAUUAAAGGAAUGGGAGGCGACUUUAAAAAGAGAGGAACUUCCAAACUUAGACCAAUUGUACGAAUUCAUAUAUAAAUCCGCGGUCUGUGCAUCGAGAAGCGAGAAGGCAAAGACACGCGAUUCAGAUAAGGCCAUCGGCGAGCCCUCGGCGAAAAGAAAGCGAGUGCACACGUCGAAUCAAAUUUUUGUCGCGAGCGCGUCGCGUAAUUGCGCGGCCUGCAAAACUAAGCGACAUCCGCUUUAUAUAUGCGAAACAUUCAAACAAUUAUCCGUGCCAAAACGUAUAGAAACAGUGAAACAGGCAAAAUUAUGCUACAAUUGUUUACGAUCCCAUCGCGACAGUCCAUGCUUGCCGGUGACGGCACAUUCUUUAUCCAUCGGCGCAUUGGAUGGCUUGAAUACGGAAUCAAAGGGCCUCGUGCAUGUGACUAUACGAUCAACACAAAACAAUUUUUCCAAAAAAUUAACAUGCUUAACGAUUCCAACUAUCGUGGAUUUAAUUCCCUCGGAGGUCUUUCCGCGAAACUCAAUAAAAAUUCCUCCCAAUAUCAAGUUAGCAGAUCCUGAUUUUCAUCUACCGCGACCAAUCGAUUUGUUAAUUGCUUCGGGCGCGACCUUGUCUCUAUUUUCCGUCGGUCGAAUUAAUCUGUCACCUGAAGGGGACGAUUUAUAUUUGCAAAAGACGCGUCUUGGAUGGGUAACCGCCGGAGGUGCGUCGUUGCAACCUCCGUCGAAGUCUGCAUGCUACUUAACAACGUUGGAAACCCAAUUAACAAAAUUUUGGACAAUCGAGGAAGUCGCGGAGGAUAAAUUGAAAUCUGAUGAGGAAAUUGAGUGCGAAGCACAUUUUGUAAAGACUGUUUCUCGCGAUAAUACAGGACGGUACACAGUUAGUUUACCGUUUCGCAGGACAAAUCAACGUAUUGGCGAAUCGCGGACAAUGGCACUUAAUCGUUUAGCGUCAUUGGAGCGCAAAUUCAACGCGAACUCAGCAUUCCGAGAGGAGUACACGCGGGUAAUUGAGGAACACGUGAAGUCAGGGCAUAUUUCAUUAACAAAAGAGUUCAGCGAUGACGGAUACUAUAUGCCUCACCAUGCCGUAAUUAAAAAUACCAGCAACACUACUAAAUUACGAGUAGUGUUUGACGCGUCGGCUAAGUCGAGGAACGGCGUGUCGUUAAAUGACGUAUUGCUGGUCGGACCAACAAUACAAGAUAAAUUAUUUUCGCAUUUGAUUCGAUUCCGUACCUACAAAUACGUCAUUACCGCGGACAUCGAAAAGAUGUACCUGCAAGUAUUGUUACAAGAUAAUGAUCGGCGUUAUCAACGGUUUCUUUGGCGCACAAACGAUAACGUGGAAACGUAUCAAAUUAAUAAACUGGCAUUUGGUGUAUCGUCUUCGCCAUUUCUCGCUAUUCGUGUCCUUCAAAAACUCGCUGACGAUGAAGCGCACGCAUUUCCCAUCGCCGCCCGAGUGAUCAAGUCUCAUCUAUACGUGGAUGAUUUGUUAUCCGGAGCCGACAGCAUCGAAGAAGCGCGGGCGAUCAGAGACGAGAUAAUCGCAUUGUUAGCGCGAGGCGGGUUCUCUAUUCGGCAAUGGGCGGCGAACGAUGAGCGCAUCGUCAAUGAUUUGGCAACGAGUGUAUUACACGCGAAAUUCACGUUCAAUGAGGAUAGAUCUUUCAAAACACUAGGCAUCACGUGGAGUACGGACGGCGACGAAUUGCGUUAUUCGAUAAAUCCGAUCAAAAUCACAGAAAGAAUUACUAAACGGAACAUAUUAUCGGAAAUCGCGAAAAUAUACGAUCCGCUGGGGUUACUGGGUCCCGUGAUAUUAUAUGCGAAGAAAAUGAUGCAAGAUGUAUGGCGGUGCGGAUUGCAUUGGGACGAAUCCGUUCCCCAGAACGUACACACUGAUUGGACGGAAUUUGCGAGACAAUUAGAAGAGUUAAAUGAGGUUUCGUUUGACCGCAAAUUAUUCGGAGAUGAUUACGAUGAAGUACAGAUACACGGAUUUUGCGACGCAAGUAACGUCGGUUACGGGGCAUGUGUGUAUGCACGGACGCGCGGAAAAAAUAAAAAUGUAACCGCUAGAUUGUUAUGCGCCAAAUCUCGAGUCGCGCCGUUGAAAACGAUUACGAUACCGCGGCUCGAACUAUGCGGCGCAUUGUUAUUAGCGCGACUGUAUCGUGAAGUAAGCAAAGCAUUAAACAUUGUUCCUGUUAAAACAAUUUGCUGGUGCGAUUCAACUAUUGCAUUGCACUGGAUAAGAACACAGCCUCAUCUCCUCAAAACGUACGUAGCUAACCGAGUCGCCGAAAUACAGGAACUCGUCGGGUCACACAUGUGGCGGCACGUUCGAUCCGAAGACAAUCCCGCGGAUGCGAUCUCGAGAGGCCAAUUACCGCGAGCGUUUACACAGAAUAAAACGUGGUCGUCCGGGCCUUCGUGGUUAGUCGAGGAGGAAGAGAAAUGGCCAAGACAAGAUCCCCAAAAAAUCGAAAUUCCAGAACUAAAAAAGAAUGUUUGUUUAAUAGCCGAGAUACGCGACUUCGACUUAAUUAAUAAGUAUUCCUCUUAUUACAAAUUGCGUAAAAUUGUGGCGUAUUGCCGUCGUUUUCGGACUCGUAAGGAACAUUCCGGUCCAUUACACGCGAAAGAAUUAGACGAAGCAGAAAUUCGAGUGUUAAAAUUGUUACAGGGUAGUCGUUUUACCGACGAGAUCGCUAAGUUAAAAAAUAACAAGUUGAGUCGUACGAAUAAAAUCGCCAAUUUAAACCCGUUUCUCGACGAAAACGGGGUAAUCAGAGUCGGAGGACGGCUUCAGGCUUCGAAUAGACCAUUCGCGCAAAAACAUCAGAUUUUGCUUCCUAGCCGACAUAGUUUAACGGAUAGCAUCAUUCGCGAAACACAUGAAAAAUAUCAUCAUCCCGGGAUAGUAACGACCUUACAUCUCGUUCGUCAAAAAUUCUGGUUGCUCGAUGGCAGGAACCAAGUACGAAAAAUCAUACGCUCCUGCGUUCGAUGUUUUCGAUUCAAUGCCCAAGUAGUCGAACACAAAAUGGGAAAUCUCCCAAUCACACGCGUACAGGAAGCAAUACCGUUCACCAACACUGGUAUCGAUUUCUGUGGGCCAUUUUAUAUCAAGGAACGAAAAUUCAGAAACCGAACGCGAAUCAAAGUUUACAUAUGCAUCUUCGUGUGCAUGUCGGUCAAAGCGGUGCAUCUUGAGCUCGUGAGCGAUUUGUCGUCCGAGGGCUUCAUUGCAGCGCUGCGACGAUUUGUUGCAAGGCGCGGGAUGCCAGCGCACAUUCACUCCGACAACGGUAGCAAUUUCGUGGGCGCGAACAACCAACUAAAGGAACUGUAUGCAUUGUUUAAUUCUGAACAACACCAGACUGUGCUAAGUCAGUUCAUAAGCGAUCAUAAAAUUACUUGGCAUUUUAUACCUCCAGCCGCUCCACAUUUCGGUGGAAUUUGGGAGUCAAUGAUCAAACUUUUUAAGCACCACUUUAAACGAGUUGUAGGAGAUUCGUUAUUUACAUUUGAACAAUUAAAUACAUUUAUUACUGAAGUCGAAGGCAUUCUUAAUUCGCGGCCGAUCACAUCUUUAUCCUCCGAUCCGAAUGACUUGCUUGUGCUGACUCCCGCUCAUUACUUAAUCGGCAAACCAUUAACCACCCUUCCGGAGGGCGAUGUAUCAUGUGUUCCAGCGAAUCGGUUAUCCGUAUGGCAACACAUUUCGAAAGUCCGACAGGACUUUUGGGCUCGAUGGAAUUUGGAGUACUUAAAUGAGCUCCAAAUACGCAAUAAAUGGACGAAGGACGGACCGAAGCUCGAAACGGGGACUAUUGUCUGCAUCAAGGACAAAAAUCUGCCCUGUAAUCAGUGGACAUUGGGUAGGAUCGUGGAAACACAUCCGGGCACAGACGGAAUAGUACGAGCCGCCACCAUAAAGACGGCCACCGGCGUCAUCAAGCGAGCGGCAAAGGCCUUAUGCCCACUCCCUAUCGAGCGAUAA